AUGGAGAUUUCGUCUGAUGAAAACGGCUAUGAAAGCCUGGAUGAUACUCAACUAGAGAAUGAUAAUGGUGGAAGAGCCAAUGAUUCGGUUCAUCCAGAUUCAGCGCCCAGAUACACAGUCCCUUCUCGCGCCAUUGGUGCUGUUGAGAUUCCUGCUGUGGUUGAAAACAUCGACCGUACUGUCAAGGCAUUCGGCCGAGUGCCAAAUCUCCAACAUGUCAUGGAUGCAGGGAGAAACUCGAUUCCCCUCUAUUUGACACCAGAGAUACCGUUCUGCAAGCCCAUAAUGUCACAUAAUGCCCGCAGUCAUAAUGUCGUGCUGAAAAUCACAGUUCCGAAACGAACAGGGCGUAAACGCAAGCGUGUCGACAAGAUAAAGGAGUUCAAGUUCCAGCCUGGAACUGACAAAGGACCAAAUGUCGAUAUUCUACCACCACCAAUGUUUACGCACAUGAGCCUCCCUUUCAACUACCAAUACUCGCAGAACCCUUACGUACGUGCCACUGAAGAUGGCGGGACUGUCAACACUACAGCUGUGAAGCAAGUCGGCUACUUCAUUGGCGCAGAAGACCCUGCACCAGCUGGACCUCAGCUCGAACCCGAUAUGACCGAUCCCAGAAUGGUGGAAAUUAUGGCUGAACUCGAGGCGGCCUUCGAUGAGCGACCAGUGUGGACACGACGGUCUCUACUCAAUCACCUUGGAGGCAAACUCAAGAACUGGAACGAACUCAAAAAGUAUCUCAACUACGCAGCUUAUCAGUUCAAGGGAGGGCCAUGGAGAGAUGGUGUGGUUCCUUAUGGUAUCGAUCCACGAACAGAUCCCAAGUAUCGAACCUAUCAAACUCUCAUGUUUAAGCUUCCUAAGCAGAAGCGUGCCCAACGCGGCCAAACGUGGAAAUCGCUACGCAAGGUCCAGAUGGGCCCAUUGAAGGAAUUUCUGGAGGAGCUCUCGGAAAGUCACGUUUUUGACGGCGACACCUUUCACACUGACGGUAAAGUGUGGCAAGUAUGCGAUAUUACAGACCCACUGCUCAAAGAUCUUCUCGAGAAUGCUGCUAUCCGUCCCGAAUGGGACCCAAGCAGCGGGUGGUAUCACGGAGGCCUGUGGGCAAAGGUCAAAGCCAUCAUGAAGACAAAACUGGUUGCCAUUCAAUUCGAUCGACACCUUACGCGAGAAGAUUUCGCAAUGACGCUCCAAGCAGGAGACGAAACUCCUAUGCGAUCCAAUCAAGCAACAUUCCAUCUCCCUCUGCCUAAUCUACGUCUCACGGACGAAGAGCUUACGCAACUUCGCGGGCGGCAGCCAACAAAGAAGAACAAGCAUAAAGGCUACAGCGUGCGUGUUAGAGACCCCAACGCAGGACCGAAGCGUGCGCCAGCUGAGGAAACCCGCGCGGCUGAGCGGGGAGAAGAAGAGGCUAGGAUAUUGGAAGAAAUGGGGUCCGGGAAUGAGGAUUCGGAUGAUGAUGAUUCAGUGGAUGAUGAGGAUGGCGAUAUCACAGCUGUACGGGAUGAGGAUAUAGACAGAGAGAUGAUGUAUGGAUGA
This is a messenger RNA of Fusarium fujikuroi IMI 58289, 1545 nucleotides long. RefSeq lists its product as uncharacterized. Gene Ontology annotation, biological process: transcription initiation at RNA polymerase III promoter. Gene Ontology annotation, cellular component: transcription factor TFIIIC complex. Bases 1 to 1545 code for a protein of 514 amino acids. Lineage: Eukaryota; Fungi; Ascomycota; Sordariomycetes; Hypocreales; Nectriaceae. The transcript has 3 exons. The record is from RefSeq and is a predicted model, not a curated record.